Molecule: messenger RNA, 5668 nt
Organism: Salarias fasciatus (jewelled blenny)
Lineage: Eukaryota; Metazoa; Chordata; Actinopteri; Blenniiformes; Blenniidae
Gene: neurl1aa
Product: neuralized E3 ubiquitin protein ligase 1Aa
Exons: 6
Coding region: 198-1919 (573 amino acids)
Biological process (GO): negative regulation of Notch signaling pathway
Cellular component (GO): plasma membrane; postsynaptic density
Molecular function (GO): ubiquitin protein ligase activity
Source: RefSeq, a predicted model, not a curated record
UGUGUGUGAGAGAGAGCGAGAUAGAGAGAGAGAGUGUGUGUGUAUGUGCGUCUUUCCAGUGUUUGCAUGUAUGUGGAGGAGAGCGGCGAUAGGCUGCGGUCAUGUCACGAGCGCCGGGCUGUGGCACGAGCGCAUCCGAGUAAUCCCACUGAGGCGAUAACAGAGCGGACACGGAGACAGGGGGCUGAAACACAGCGAUGGGAGGGCAAAUCACGCGGAAUGCAUUUUACGACUCUCUCGGUGGCCCGUUCCCGUCUACAUCCCACCGAUGUCACCACAAGCCCAAGAGGUGCCUGCCCAUCCAGUGUGGCAGCCUGGGCGGGCCCCUCCCUGUCAGCCCCCUGCUUUUCCACCCCAACGCCAAGGGCUCGCAGAUCGUCAUGGACCAGGCCCAGAAGACCGUGAAGAGGCAGGCAAGCUUCUGCAACGCCAUCACCUUCAGCAACAGGCCCAUCGUGCUGUACGAGCAAGUCCGCCUCAAGAUCACUAAGAAGCAGUGCUGCUGGAGCGGGGCUCUGCGUCUGGGCUUCACGUCCAAAGACCCCUCCAGGAUAAACCCAGACAACCUGCCUAAGUACGCCUGCCCCGACCUGGUGUCCCAGAGCGGCUUCUGGGCCAAGGCGCUGCCCGAGGAGUUCGCCAACGAGGGCAACGUCAUUGCCUUCUGGGUGGACAAGAAAGGCAGAGUCUUCUACCGCAUCAACGAGUCCAGCCCCAUGCUGUUCUUCAGCGGCGUGCGCACAGCUGAGCCCCUCUGGGCUCUCAUUGAUGUUUACGGUCUGACCCGCGGAGUGCAGCUGUUAGACAGUGAGAUCGUCCCUCCGGACUGCCUCCGCCCUCGCUCCUUCACCACGGUGCGCUCCUCCUCGCUGCGCCGAGAGGCCGACGACUCCCGCCUCUCCGUCAGCCUCUGCGACCUCAACCUGCAGCAGGAAGACGGCGGGCGCGGCCACGCCCACCGCCACACGCUGCACCUGGCCUCCGCCUCCUCGUCCUCCGCCUGCCCCAUCCCGCAGAACUCCCUCAACUCGCAGCAGUCGUCCCUGCUCCCGUCGGCGCUGGAGAGCGACCUGCACUUCCACCAGCUGCGCGGCGCCCACAUCAAGACGCUGGACGAGCACACGGUGGCGCGGUCCGAGCACGCGCGCGAGGAGCGCACGCUGGUCUUCACCAACCGGCCGCUGCGCACCGGAGAAACCGUCUUCAUCAAAGUCACCAAGUCCAGCCCGGCGCGCUCGGGGUCUCUGUCGUACGGCGUGACCUCCUGUGACCCGGCAGUGCUGCGCCCCAGCGACUUGCCCUACAACCCCGAGGCGCUGGUGGACCGCAAAGAGUUCUGGGCGGUGUGCCGCGUGCCGACGCCCCUGCAGAGCAGCGACAUCCUGGGCUUCCUGGUCAACCACGAGGGCGAGGUCAUCCUGAGCCACAACGGCACCAACGUGGGCAUGCAGGUGUGCGUGGACAACUCCCGUCCACUGUGGAUGUUCUUCGGCCUGCACGGCGCCGUCACACAGCUGAAGAUCCUGGGCUCCACCCAUCUCGGGGACCCUCGGGCCACCUCCAGCCCCGGCUCGCCCUCCUCCUCCCCUCGCACCCCCAGCGCUCUGGGCAGCGGCAGCUCUGACCCGGUUCUGAAUGGCGGCCUGUGCUCGGCGGCGUACUGCGGCUCGGCGGGAGGAACGACUCCGAACUCCCCGAUCAGCCUCCCAAAGUCGCCCACCUUUCCGUCGGGCCGCGGGCCGUGGUCGGACGAGUGCUCCAUCUGCUACGAGAACGCGGUGGACACGGUGAUCUACGCCUGCGGACACAUGUGUCUGUGCUACACCUGCGGCGUCAAGCUCAAGAAGAUGUCCAACGCCUGCUGUCCCAUCUGCAGGAGGCAGAUCAAAGACAUUAUCAAGACGUACCGCAGUACGUAAGGACGGAGACGGCGAAGCAGCUCUUUGACGGGUUGGAGCCGUGUCUUCGGAUGGCGGACGCACCGUGAGUCCUGAAUGUCUCAGAUCAUUUGCUCUCUUCAAAGAGGAGCCCGACGUCGACCUGAAGAAAGAGAAGCGCAGCGGGAAGUCAACUCAGAACGCCACAACUUGUGUCUGUGUGUUACUGAGAGCUGGAGACAGACACGCCAGGUUCUCCGUUAUUGUCGUGGUGAUUAUCAGUGAGUGACGUGUUUAGAGACGCGAGGCGGUAGGAUUGUAACACCUCUUGUACUCAUGUAAUCUUCUAAUGUUCCUUUUCUGGUAGUUCUCUUGCGAAACGUUGGUGGUAGCUAUGUUUUCGUGCUAGCUAGCUAGCUGCUUCGCCCUGCAGUGUGGUGUGUUGCACUGGAAUCAGUAAUCGUAUUCUGAGAGACGCCCCUUCGCUGGAGAGCGAGACAGAGAGGAGCAAACCGUCCCUGUAACGCUUUUCUGUCCAGCUUAAAGCAGGUCAGAGACUUCAAAAGGAACAUUUCAACAAAGCUUCGACACCAAUAAAGGAAGUGGAGUGCGGACGGUGUAUAUGAACUUUGAGAAAACUUUAGAGGUUUAUGGUAUCACAGAUUUUUUGUUUCCUUUGGUAAUUUUUUUAGCAAGAACACAUUAAAGAUGCAGUAUGUCAAUUAUAAGUAAUGGAACUUCCGUGCAGUAGGUGGCAGUAGUGAGUCAGUGCAGUUUGUUUUCAGUAAAGUUGUGUUUUUUUCAGUCAGUAUAUGAGAUUAUUUUUCCCUUUCAAACUACAGGUCAGAUGCAAAUCUGGACCACUUGAUGCUAGCUGUUAGCACGCUAACCUACAACAGGUUUUUUUUUUUCUUCAUCUUUUCAUUUGUGCUCUUUCUUUAUUUUUUUUCUUCUUUAUUUUAAAUUCAAAAUAUUAUGAACUGUAAAUUUAAGAUCUUGCAUAUUUAAACUGAAAAGUGUUACACAAACCAAAAAAAUAAAUAAAUCAACACUCUUCGAUGAAACAAUCUCCAAAGCAGGUUCAGCAGCUCCGAAAGGAAACAGAAAGUCACAAAUUCUUUAAAAAAAAAAAAAAAGAAAAAGAAAGAAAGUAAUGUGGAUACUCCUCAGGGCCGAUUCUGUCUUUUUUUAGGAACUACACCCAAACUGGACCCACUGUGAGCCCUGAAAAACAGCUCCCAAACACACGGAUUGUUGCCAUUGUACCAGCCUUCUGCCUUAACACACACACGCACACACACACACACACACACACACACACACACACACACACACACACACGGAUGUAUCACUUCCUGUAUUUUCUGAUAAACCCAUCACAAAAUCACUCAGAGGAGAAUAAAAAAAAAACAAGCACAAAAAGCUAUUUUUGUACCAGAAAAUCCAAAUUUCGGGAAUUUUUUCUCAGUGAAAUUGUACAACAGUGUUUUUGUGGAAGGACUUUCACCAGCAGCGUCUUUUACACUGAUCCGUUCAGGGGCAGAAGGUAUUAAAAAAAAAAAAAUCUAUAUAAAGGCUGACAUUUCCAAUCAGUUGUGUUCCUCCCACACCGUCAUGAGUUCGAGAUUUCAGUCCCUUCUCCAUCCUGGACACAGAAGACGCCAUAGCUGUGUCCUGAAGAUGAACUGUCCUCCUCCUUUUUGUAGAUAAUCAACAAACGGGGCUCCACAACCUCUGCUGCUACGUCCACUCCUCCCACUCCGCUACUGCUUGAAGUGUUCGAUCACAUUUUGAAUGUUAACUUAUGUAUUUAGAGAGAACAACAACAACAGUGAAAAAAAAAAUCUUUAUUUGUGUGCUUCACUGAGAAAAAAAAAAGUUUUUGUGUUUUUGAAUUGAUAAUCAUGCUUUUUUUUUCCUUUUUCUUUUUUUUGUGAAAAAAAAUCCCUGAAAAUACAAGUUUAUGUUGUAGUUUUUGAAUAUUUGCAGUACACAAUCAAAUCAGGUGCAACUUUGAAAGUUUUUAUUUACAAUCCCUGAAUGUCUUUUGUUUCUUUUGUAACUUGUGGUGUUAGGGAAACGUAUUUAUAGCUCUUCUCCUGAUGUGGUCUGACAGCCGUCGCUGUACGGUGGAGAGAAAUGUCACUUUAUGAAGCUACUGAUUGUAAUCUAGUCAAAAAUGUUCAGGCUGACGUUGCUCUCCGAGAUCCACCAACGCCGUCUUUAUAUUGAGUUGACCAAAUUCAAAAAAUGUCAUUUCUUUGUGUAAAUGUUUAAUUUUUAUUAUUAUUAUUUUUCCCAGAAAUCACCUUUUUUUUUUUUUUUUUUUUGGACCACAUCAGAAAACCUCCAGAUUGUCUGAAGAGUUCGACUGUAAAAUUGUUAUAUUUGUACAUUUAAAUGUUUUAAGUUUUUUUACAUCUAGAAUUCUCCUCAAAUGUUACUGAUCCUUCAUCGUGGUGGUUUUCAAAGUGUGGGGCGAGACACCCUCUGUAAGUCAGAAAGCAACAUGGCCGCUGCUCGCAAAGUUCAGACAUUUCUUCAUAUUUUACAUCAUAUUUAGAAAAUACUGAGGCAGACCUGUUUGUAAAAGUUAAUAAUAUAACACAUUAUUAUAUCAUUAGUCUAGCAUUAUGAUGCUAUAUGAUGAGAACAACAUGAAAACUGCUGUUUAUACUAGCAUGCUAACCUUCAGCAGCCAUAUUGAAAAACAAAAGUCACAUUUCCCAACGUGAAGUAGGGCAGAUUUUUAGUUUUUAUCUCCAAAAUUUGAAAAAAACUACUCAGAAUCCUGAGUUCCCUGAACAACCAAGCUCAACAUAUUCCUUAGCUGGUUAGCUAACAUAGCAUUCCAGCUAGCACUCAAAUAUUAAAGGUACAACAAGUAAGAAUUUUACUAUAAAAUUAGUUAAAAUCAUUCCCAUUUUUUACCCGUCAUUGAAGAAACAUUCCCUUUAAACAAUCUGGCGUCUCCAUCAAUAGAAGUCCUUUUAAAGUUUAUUCUUUCAAAAUGAGAGUUCCCAAAUGGAACGUCUUCGGUGGGCGGGGCUAAACGUCCCUCUUCUGGGUUCCGGACCAAUCAGAUGUCAGUUCCCGAGGUUGUCAAAGAAGCAGCGCAGCAAUCCGUAUUUUCUGUCGGCCACCUGAACUGUCUGAACUGACUUAAAGUCUCCCAAAACUGGCGACCUGCUCGACGCUCUCCAGAGAGGAGGAGGGGAAGAACGUUAUGUGACGUAAUGUUAGUUAUUGAAAGUUUAACGUAUCAUGACGUCAUUAUCUUCAACGCACCAAGUUGCGGUGUUCCCAUUUGCUUGUUCAGAGUGUGAAGAAAAACAUUCUCAAACUUCCAAAGCAUUAAAAAUGGAACCUCAAGUGACUAUUCAUGCUGCAACGUAUGCUGGAAAAUGUUGGCUUCCUCGAAGCUGUCCCAAGUUUGACACUGAAAUUAUGACCUCCUUUAAAACAUUCAAUCAACUAUUCCAGAAUCUAUCUGUAAUGCUCUACAACCAUCAUCGGUUAGCUAACACCAGACGUUUGAAAGCUCAGAAUACUUCAUAUGGAACGACAACGCUGUGUUGGAAAAUACAGGUUGGACUGUUCCAGCUACCACAGACUGGCUAAUUCAGUAAGUUGUUCCUGCACUACAGAGUACAGACACAAAAGCUUUAAGCUUCAGUGUGUAAUUCUAAUCUUAAAGGAACAAGGCUUUGAGCUUUUCAGAAUGUUCAAAAAAAAAAAAAAAAACCCUCAGAAAUUCUGAGUAAAAGUUUCAUGUUGAAUCAUAAAAUUAU